Messenger RNA from Boleophthalmus pectinirostris (great blue-spotted mudskipper), 2573 nucleotides. It is a transcript of the gene tph2, whose product is annotated as tryptophan hydroxylase 2 (tryptophan 5-monooxygenase). The coding region runs from base 573 to 2084 and encodes 503 amino acids. Gene Ontology annotation, cellular component: neuron projection. Lineage: Eukaryota; Metazoa; Chordata; Actinopteri; Gobiiformes; Gobiidae. The transcript is spliced from 13 exons. The record is from RefSeq and is a predicted model, not a curated record. Gene Ontology annotation, biological process: serotonin biosynthetic process; aromatic amino acid metabolic process. Gene Ontology annotation, molecular function: tryptophan 5-monooxygenase activity; iron ion binding.
ACCGGUGAUGGACGUCAGCGGAGCGCGUGUUUGGCCCGUUUGAAGUCUGGCCUCCCCGUGCGUCAUGCGUAAAGGCGCACGGCUAUCACCAAAACGCAUCAUCUCAUAACCGCGCUCAACGGACACCACAGACGAAGCGAGCGGAGCCGAGCUGCUUUCAUUUCCGCCCUGAGGAAAUUGGAGCCCGGGUUUGGCGCUGAUAAUGCGGGCUCGAGGCGGGAGAGUUAUCGGCGCAGGAUCGUUCAGGUUUAAUAAAGCCACCGCCACCUGUCCGUCACCGGGAAGGGAAGGAAGCGUGACGUGAGACGGAUCAAGUCACCAAGUUGUCAAGUGUGCGUCUUCAUAGCAACUUUGGACUCUUUCUCAUGAAAAUUUUGAGAGUUGCAGGAUUUCUUUGGGCUUGUUCCACUUUCACUCUUUAAAGAGGAUCAAGUCAGCUUCCCUGGGUCUACCCCUCUGCUACUCCACUGUCCCCCCAGGAUUGAGCCUCUGUCCCCGGGUUUUUCUCUGUCUGUUCCCCCUUCUGCGGUCUAACCCUGGAGCCCUGGUACACUUACACGCACUGGUACCCCAUGGCAUCGUCCCAUGUGAGGAAGGACCCCCCAGACCCGGUGCCCAGGAUGCAGCCCGCCAUGAUGCUUUUCUCAUCCAAGUACUGGGCACGCCGCGGCAUGUCUCUGGACUCAGGCAUGUUCCAACAACAGAGCCAACCCCAGAGGCACACUGGGGGCCAGAUGUCUCGGCGGCCAUCUUUCUGCCCCAUAAAUGAGAAGCAGGAGAAGCAGAGUGAGGACUCAGGGCGCACAGCGGUGGUGUUUUCUCUCAAGAAUGAGGUGGGAGGGCUGGUCCGAGCGCUGCGAGUAUUUCAGGAGCGCAGAGUAAACCUAAACCACAUAGAGUCUCGUGUGUCGAAGCGGGUCUUAAACGAGGUGGAGAUCUUCGCUGACUGCAGCUGCUCCAAGAAAGAAUUUAAUGAACUUCUGCAGAACCUGAAAGACCACGUCAAUAUUAUAUCUUAUAAUACUCCCAUAAAUGCAUGGUCCGCAGAGGCAGAUGACGAGGAUGUUCCCUGGUUCCCGAUGAAGAUCUCAGAAUUGGACCAAUGUUCUCACAGAGUCUUGAUGUAUGGCUCUGAGCUGGACGCUGACCAUCCAGGCUUCAAAGACAACGUUUAUCGCCAGAGAAGGAAGUACUUUGUGGAAGUUGCCAUGAACUACAAAUUUGGGCUGCCGAUCCCACGUAUCGAGUACACAGAGGAGGAGGUGAGGACUUGGGGAGUGGUCUUUAGGGAGCUGACUAAACUGUACCCCACUCACGCCUGUCGCGAGUACCUGAAGAAUUGGCCCCUCCUGACCAAGCACUGCGGCUACAGAGAAGACAACAUCCCCCAGCUACAGGAUGUCUCCACCUUCCUUAGAGAGCGCUCAGGUUUCACAGUUCGUCCGGUGGCGGGGUACCUUUCUCCCAGGGACUUUCUGGCUGGAUUGGCCUAUCGUGUGUUUAACUGCACUCAGUACAUCCGCCACAGCACCGACCCUCUGUAUACACCUGAACCGGACACGUGUCAUGAGCUGCUGGGGCAUGUUCCACUUCUCGCUGAUCCAAAGUUCGCUCAGUUUUCCCAAGAAAUUGGUUUGGCCUCAUUAGGAGCCUCGGACGAAGACGUACAGAAACUCGCCACAUGCUACUUCUUUACCAUCGAGUUUGGCUUGUGCAAACAGGACGGGCAGCUCCGAGCAUAUGGAGCAGGUCUGCUGUCCUCCAUUGGAGAACUACAGCAUGCCCUGUCGGAAAAGGCCGUUGUGAAGACCUUUGACCCAAAGACCACGUGUUACCAGGAGUGCAUCACCUCAUUUCAGGAGGUUUACUUUGUGUCCGAGAGCUUCGAGGAGGCCAAAGAGAAGAUGAGGGAGUUUGCAAAGACGAUCAAGCGUCCCUUCUCUGUGUACUAUAACCCGUACACUCAGAGCGUAGACCUGCUCAAAGACACAAGGAGCAUUGAAAAUGUGGUACACGAUCUACGCAGCGACUUAACCACAGUCUGUGACGCUCUGGGCAAGAUGAACACCUACAUGGGAAUAUAACCCACAACCUCACACAACCUGCAACCUAAAACAUCCUAAUGAAACCUACAAAGGAGUCCAACUCGCAACCCACAACAGCCCUGCUAAUGAUGAUUUAACUCACAACCUCACACAUUCGUGCUGCUAAUGAGACAUUUGAACAUGCUUUGCUCCUCUGUAUGACCAGCAGAGGGAGACCCACAGCUUCCUUAGUAAUUCUUAAAAGUGCACUAUAUGUAACUUUUCUGGUGGAGAGUCCCCCACCUGCUUGUCUCCAUGGAGAUAUUAUUGCUUUGCCUGGAAUGUCCCAUAGUAUAGUGGGCGACAGUGGCUCAGUUGGUAAGAGUAUUUAUCCACUGAUCAGAAAGUUGGUGAUGCGAUUCCACCUCCCACAGAUGUAUGCUGUCAUUGUGUCCUUGGGCAAGACACUUAACCAACCUUGCCCCUAGUGUCUGCAUACACUGAUGUAUGAACAUGUGUGUGAAUGGGUGAGUGGUUCCUUGAUGUAAA